Molecule: messenger RNA, 1773 nt
Organism: Entamoeba invadens IP1
Lineage: Eukaryota; Evosea; Mastigamoebida; Endamoebidae
Product: serine/threonine protein kinase ppk15, putative
Exons: 2
Coding region: 1-1773 (590 amino acids)
Biological process (GO): peptidyl-threonine phosphorylation; peptidyl-serine phosphorylation
Cellular component (GO): cytoplasm
Molecular function (GO): protein tyrosine kinase activity; ATP binding; protein serine/threonine kinase activity
Source: RefSeq, a predicted model, not a curated record
AUGGAACAAGUCCCGAUGGCUUCAAAUCCAUUUUCACACGCUUCUGCAUUCCGCAAAGAAAGUGUUGACUCGACACUUCGUUUUGCUUCCCAACACAAAAGGCCUUUGUAUGCCUUAACUCUCGACUUAAUUACGACUUUAAAAGUACAACAACGCCCACUAAACAGUUACAAGUAUCUGACUGAUAUGUCAGAGCCAUAUAGAAACAAUGGAAAAGACAAUGCGGGGUAUGGGUUGAUAGUAGCAGUUGAUGAUUACAUCGGAUCCAUGUAUUCCAAAGAAGAAGACGGAUGUUCGUACAUUCCCGAAUCGCAAUAUGUAGUCAUAUCUUCAUUAGGAAGUGGGACGUUUGGGCAAGUAUUUAAGUGUCGCAAUUGUAAAGAUAACACACUUGUUGCCAUCAAAAUUCUUCGUUCCAAACUAGCAUUCUUCCGGCAAGGGAUGUUGGAAAUAGCCGUGUUAACUGCUUUGCGUGAUUUAGUAGAUACCGAAGGGAAGUACCAUACCAUUAAAAUGGUUGAUUAUUUCUUGUAUUAUGGUCAUGUGUGUAUAGUCACCGAGUUGUUAUCAGUAAGUUUAUAUGAUGUGUUACGGAGUCACAACAACGUAGGUAUGGGCCUCACAUUUAAUCGGCAAGUUCUUCGACAAGUCUUGGAGAGUUUGCAUGGCCUUUCCACGAUGAAUAUCAUUCACUGUGACAUUAAAACUGAAAAUUUGUUAUUAAUUGGAAAUACAGCAGACAUUAAAUUGAUUGAUUUUGGAAGUGCGUGUUUUGAGCGGUCGACUCUGUACACUUACAUUCAAUCCCGGCAUUACAGAGCAAUUGAAAUUAUUCUUGGAUUGCCAUAUUCGUGUGCGAUUGAUAUGUGGUCCUUUGGGUGUGUAGCGGCCGAACUAUUUUUAGGUAUUCCAUUAUUCCCGGGCGAAAAUGAAUACAACCAACUCCUCAAAAUUACAGAGAUCUUAGGGCCAAUUCCAGAUUUCUUAUUACAAAAAGGAACAAAGACGUGUAAAUAUUACAAUGGAAUUACUCAAAAUGGAAAGGUGGUGUAUAUUAUGAAAAGUCGAGCUGAAUAUGAACGUGAAAAUAAUGUCAAAUUGGCGGAAAACAGAAAAUAUUUCAAAUACACCAGUUUAAAAGAAAUUUGUGAAAACGUCCCAUUCCACAGAAACGCUUUUGUUCGAGAAAAUGACGGACAAUGGAGAGCAAUGUUCUACGACUUCUUGAAAAAAGUCCUCGACUAUGACCCAAUCAAAAGAUUAACACCUUCAGAGGCUUUAACUCAUCCCUUCAUUAAAUCAAAAACUACUAAACAAGAAUUAUUGAGUCUACCACUGCCUCUCAUUCCUCAAGACGUUUCUAUGGAAGACGUUGUUAGAAGAGUUUAUGGAAACCAAUAUAGUCUCUUUUACUUACAAACUCGAGAUCGGUUCUUCUCAAUCCAUCAUAAUUACUUCACCGCUUUCAUUAGAGCAUUAAAGUGUGGGUAUGUCCUUAACACGGUGUACCCAAAUCCAUUCAAAAACAAACCACUCAAAGUCAUUGCUCAAACAAAUUUCUCGUGGAGAUGUGCUGAAGAAGACAACAUCAUAUCUUGGGGGUCUAAUUCAGACUCUGAAGAGUCAAGAAGAACGUCAUCUUUACAAUCACCAAGUUCUUCAAUGUCACCUAGAAUAUCACUGAGGCCACCAAUAGCUGACCCAAGAAGAUUCACAACAAUGGUCAGAGAUACUGGCCAUUAUUCUUCAUUUGGAACGUACUCUCACUUCUGA